AUGGAACCGCAGUGGAACCCGACUUCCUGCCCGCGGUCUCCCUCCGGCGUCUUCCUGCUCGUGGCCACUUCCUACGCGUGGCUCCUUCCCGCCGCCGCCCCUCAGCGAAUCCCGACGGACCUCCAGGCGGCGCCCGAGUACGCCCACUCCAUCCGAUUGGAUGGCGACGUCAUCCUCGGCGGAUUAUUUCCCGUGCAUUCGCGGGGGGACCGCGGCACGCCCUGCGGGGACCUGAAGAAGGAGAAGGGCAUCCACCGCUUGGAGGCCAUGAUGUUCGCCAUCGACCUGAUCAACAAGGACCCCGAGCUGCUGCCCAACAUCACCCUGGGGGCCCGCAUCUUGGACACCUGCUCCCGGGACACGUACGCCCUGGAGCAGUCCCUGACGUUUGUGCAGGCCUUGAUCGAGAGGGACGGCACCGACGUCCGCUGCGCCAACGGGGACCCUCCGAUCUUCACCAAGCCGGAUAAAAUCAUCGGGGUGAUCGGAGCCGCGGCCAGCUCGGUGUCCAUCAUGGUGGCCAACAUCCUGCGCCUGUUUAAGAUCCCUCAGAUAAGCUACGCCUCCACGGCUCCGGAGCUGAGCGACAACACGCGCUACGACUUCUUCUCCCGCGUGGUACCGCCGGACUCCUACCAGGCCCAGGCCAUGAUGGACAUCGUCACGGCGAUGCAGUGGAACUACGUGUCCACGCUAGCGUCCGAAGGAAACUACGGAGAGAGCGGCGUGGAGGCCUUCGUCCAGAUCUCCAGAGAAACCGGUGGUGUGUGUAUCGCCCAGUCCUUGAAGAUCCCCAGGGAGCCCAGAUCAGGAGAGUUUGAUAAGAUCAUCAGACGCCUGCUGGAGACCUCCAACGCCAGGGCCGUCAUCAUGUUCGCUAAUGAGGACGACAUACGACGAGUUCUGGAUGCAGCUAAAAGGAACAACCAGACUGGCCACUUCCUGUGGGUGGGAUCAGACAGCUGGGGGUCCAAAAUAUCCCCUGUGAUUGGCCAGGAGAGAGUGGCUGGGGGAGCCAUCACCAUUCUUCCCAAACGGGCAUCUGUAGAUGCGUUUGACCGGUAUUUCCGGAGCCGCUCGCUGUCCAACAACAGGAGGAAUGUUUGGUUUGCUGAAUUCUGGGAGGAAAACUUCAACUGCAAGCUGGGGAUGCAUGGCAAACGACCCGGCAGCCUGAAGAAAUGCACAGCCUUGGAAAAAGUUGGUCGCGAUUCCAGUUACGAACAAGAGGGCAAGGUUCAGUUUGUGAUGGAUGCCGUGUACGCCAUGGCCCAUGCUCUGCAUCGCAUGCACCGGGAGGUCUGCUACGGAUACCCGGGCCUCUGCCCCCGCAUGGCCGACAGCAUCGACGGCAAGGAGCUGCUCAGCUACAUCCGUGCGGUCAACUUCAACGGAAGUGCCGGUACACCGGUGGUUUUUAAUGAGAACGGAGACGCUCCCGGGAGAUACGAUAUCUUCCAGUACCAGACCGUCAACAGGUCCACUGCAGAGUACAGAGUCAUCGGCUCCUGGACCAACAAACUACACCUCAAAAUCGAGGCCAUGCGCUGGAAGGCUGGAGACUCGUCCCUGCCACCCUCCGUGUGCAGCAUCCCGUGCCGUUCGGGAGAAAGAAAGAAAGUGGUCAAAGGCGUGCCGUGUUGCUGGCACUGCGAGCGCUGCGACGGAUACCACUACCAGGCGUCAGAGUUCAGCUGCGAGCUGUGUCCAUACGAGAUGCGGCCCGACGCCAACCGCACCGCCUGCGUCGCCAUCCCCAUCAUCAAGCUGGAGUGGCACUCCCCCUGGGCCGUCGUCCCCGUCUUCAUCUCCAUGCUGGGGAUCGUCGCCACCUCCUUCGUCAUCUUCUCGUUCGUCCGGCACAACGACACGCCCAUCGUCCGAGCGUCGGGCCGCGAGAUGAGCUACGUGCUGCUCACGGGAAUCUUCCUGUGCUACGCCAUCACCUUCCUGAUGAUCGCGGCGCCGGACGUGGGCGUGUGUUCGUUCAGGAGGAUUUUCUUGGGCCUGGGGAUGUGUUUCAGCUACGCCGCGCUGCUCACCAAGACCAACAGGAUACACCGCAUCUUUGAACAGGGGAAGAAGUCUGUCUCUGCACCCAGGUUCAUCUCGCCUGCCUCCCAGCUCGUCAUCACCUUCUCCCUCAUCUCGGUGCAGCUGCUGGGGGUCUUCGUGUGGUUCGCGGUCGACCCUCCGCACACGGUCGUGGACUACGGCGAGCAGCGGACUCAGGAUUCCACGUCGGCGCGCGCCGUCCUCAAGUGCGACAUCUCCGACCUGUCCCUCAUCUGCUCCCUGGGCUACUCCAUCCUGCUGAUGGUGACGUGCACGGUUUACGCCAUCAAGACGCGAGGCGUGCCGGAGACCUUCAACGAGGCCAAGCCCAUCGGAUUCACCAUGUACACCACCUGCAUCAUCUGGCUGGCCUUCAUCCCCAUCUUCUUCGGCACGUCACAGUCCGCAGAGAGGAUGUACAUCCAAACUACCACCCUGACCAUCUCUCUCAGCCUGUCUGCCUCUGUCUCUCUGGGGAUGCUCUACAUGCCCAAGGUCUACAUCAUCCUCUUCCACCCCGAGCAGAACGUUCCCAAACGAAAACGCAGCUUCAAGGCAAUUGUGACAGCUGCCACCAUGUCGGGGAAACUGAACCAGAAGGGAGGAGACCGGCCCAACGGAGAGGUGAAGACUGAGCUCUGUGAGAGCAUGGAGACCAACACAGUGUGAUGGCAGAGCACAAGUGAAAGAAAUAAAAGUAGCUGUAUGAAUGCAUCAGAGUAUAACAAUGGCGCAGUUAGAGGCCUGACAUUGCUACACAAACACUGACAUUCACCGCGGAGCGCCUGAGGGGACACAAGACAUAAUGGGUUUGACAAAAAGCCUCAACGACUCCGGUGGACUGUGCGUGUGACACUGUUUCGUGAACAUCGUGACAAAAAUCUCCUCUCAACUGCUCUUUCUUAUGUUCUUUUUCCUUUCCUCCUUCCAUUCCUCCAAUCGGUCCCUUCUCUUUCAUUCCUUUCUUCAUUGUUCUUGAACUCAUUUUCGCUCAAUGUUGUUAUCGCCUUCUUUCCUCCUUCCUGUCCAUCGCCCACCUUUUUUUCGUAUUCACGCAGCUUCAUCAACUAAGACCACAUAUGUCAGCUACAGCAAUCACGCCAUUUGAAGGGACCACAGAGGAUGAAGAAAGGGAUUGGACAGGAGAGGGGGGCCGGUGUCUUGGGGCGGUGCCGAGAGAAAGAAGGAGCCACCGUUCGAAGCCGAUUGGUGGAAGAAAUGGCGGACAGACUGAGCGCCCAAUGGAAUCAAAGCAUGAGACAUUUUUGUAUUGUUCAGCAUCAAACCACAAAGAGGUGGGACCACAUAAGUCAGUGUGCCUGCUUUCCCGCUCACACCUCAUUGGUCCUACCAUGAACUUACCCAUUAAAAAAAAAAAAAGAGAGAGAGACAACAUUUAAAAAAAAGAGACAUACCAUAGGACACUUUGGUGGACAGAGCAACUAUUACAAUUUACACACAUAAAAAGAAAAAGACAAAAAAAUCUCAGAAACCAUGUAGACAUUAUAUCUAAAAGGGCAAAUGUGGGUACUGGGAAAGAGAUUUAACAGAUUACAUUUUAAAAGAUAUUUAAAAAGAGAAAUGUCAGAGAAAAUCUAUGAGACUCAAACAUGUUUGUUGUUAUUCUCUACUUGUGAGUAUUUUUGUGGUUGUGACGAUUUUUUCAUUCUUGUCUCACCGUUGUCUGGUGGAUCGCCCUUGCAUAAUGAGAUGAGUGUGUUUCCCCUUGCUGUCUUGGCUAACCGGGUUGUCGCCUUGGGUUGUGAACCUGUAAAAUGCCAUGGUUGAAGCAUGCCAGUUUUUAUACAAAAAGGAGAUUUAUUUAUA
This is a messenger RNA of Pseudoliparis swirei, 3882 nucleotides long. It is a transcript of the gene grm8a, whose product is annotated as glutamate receptor, metabotropic 8a. Gene Ontology annotation, cellular component: membrane. Lineage: Eukaryota; Metazoa; Chordata; Actinopteri; Perciformes; Liparidae. The transcript is spliced from 13 exons. The record is from RefSeq and is a predicted model, not a curated record. Bases 1 to 2724 code for a protein of 907 amino acids. Gene Ontology annotation, molecular function: group III metabotropic glutamate receptor activity. Gene Ontology annotation, biological process: regulation of synaptic transmission, glutamatergic; G protein-coupled glutamate receptor signaling pathway.